AUCGUUUUCCGCUACUGGAAGUCUCCACUUUCCCUCUUUGCCUCUUUUGCAUUCUCCGCCAAGGGCCGCGCGGAGAGCAGGGACGGGCGCUGCGAGGGCGGGGCAACGGGAGCCUCCGUCGUUUCCUCCUAGCCGCACUAAGGCCAUGGUGCCGGUACUUCCGCGGCUGUAUGUGAGCGGCGCCGAUCUUGGCCCUGCAGACGAUUCCGGAAAGCCAGCCGUCACGGCGCUGCUGCAGGUGGACUCGGAGCCGCCCGGAGCCGCUGCGCUCGCGGGCUUCGAGAGCACGCUUUUCGUCCAGGCGCUGGACCGGCCGCAGAGCGAUCUGCUGAGUCGCUUGGACGACUGCGCGGCUUUUCUUAGCCAAGUCCUGGAGGGUGGAGGAAGCGCCCUGGUGCGCUGUCAUGCUGGAGUUAGUCGAAGUGUUGCUAUUGUGACUGCCUAUUUAAUGAAAACUAAUCACCUUACUUUUCAAGAGGCCUAUGCCUUUGUUCAAGCCAUCAAGCCUGAUGCUAAGAUGAAUGAAGGCUUUGAGUGGCAACUGCAACUCUAUGAAAAAAUGGGUUGUAAGGUUGAUGUUAACAGUACAAUUUAUAAGCAGUAUCGUUUGAAAAACAUUACAGAGAACUGUCCUGAGAUAGAAGGCUUGCCUGGUCAUGUCUUUGCAAUUGAUCCAAACACAGUACAUCAAAUCCUAAAUCAUGAUACUCUUUACAGGUGCAGGAAAUGCAGGCGUUUGCUGUUCCGAAGUUCAAGCAUUUUGCCCCAUGAUGAAGGCAAAGGACCUGCGGCAUUUGCUCACAAAAAAGUUUCAGAACCUGGACCUUUAAGCCAUGCAGGUCAAACAAACUGUACUUCUUACUUUAUUGAGCCAGUGCAGUGGAUGGAGGCAGCACUGUUAGGAGUCUUGGAAGGACAGCUCCUGUGCCCAAAAUGUACAUCAAAGUUGGGUUCUUUUCACUGGCACGGUGAGCAGUGUUCCUGUGGUCAUUGGGUGACUCCAGCCUUCCAGGUUCACAAGAAUCGUGUUGAUGAAGUAAAAAGAUUGCCCAUUGGGGAGUCAAAGAAUGUGAGAAAGUGAACUUGGUUUGUAUUAGGACAAUUGCAUAUACCUGACAUAAAGAGACACAAUUUAAUCAAUGCUUUAAGAAUCAGUGGCCUUGCAUAGUAUUUUUCUUUUGACUUUACCAUAAUAGUAGGCCAAAUAUACAGCAGAGCUAAUUGCAUAUCACAAGGGAACAUUUCUUGAAAUAGUUUUAAUUUCUUAAACUGAACACUAAAAUUUGUGGUCACACCAGGGUAUUUUGCACAACAUGACUGCUACCAACCAAGAUUGCUAUAGUUGCAAAUAUGUCUAGAGGCUCUUCCUUCUGAACAACUCUGCAUUGUGUACGUGAACUGCAUUUUUCCAAUAAAAAUAAUUCCUGAAAGUUUUGUGUGUGACUUUAUGACCAGAGAGGGAACAGGCAGGAUGUUAAAUUAUAGAGAUGCUCAAUUAUCAAAAAUAUAAUUGAGGUUUGUUAGAAGAUCUCAUAUGAGAUGUGCUUCUGUAAAGGAGUUUAGAAGGGCUGGGCUGCUCACCUCAGCUUCUGGGAGUUUUGCCACAUGUAUAACCAGCUGUUCAAAUACAAAUCUUGGCAAGUAGCCUAUUGUAUGAAUGUUUAAUCCAUUUCCAGCAAGAUCAUUCGGCAUGGUUCUCUUGAGGAAUUUUGGAAUUACUACAAUUAAAAAAUUCAAACCAUAUUUGUAUAUUCUUUUUAAUUUUGUAUAAUCUGAUUUUUUAAAAAUAAAUGCUAACAUUCUUGCGAAGUAGAAUUUGGCAGUCAGAACUAUAUUGAACUGCAUACAAUAGAGUUAAAAUGGUCAGGGGCAGUUUAUGGUAGAAAGAUAGCUGAGAGUAAAGCUAAAAAUCAGAAAUCUGAACAUAAACCCCAAGG
Messenger RNA from Notechis scutatus (mainland tiger snake), 1937 nucleotides. RefSeq names its product dual specificity phosphatase 12 (gene DUSP12). Gene Ontology annotation, molecular function: protein tyrosine/serine/threonine phosphatase activity. The record is from RefSeq and is a predicted model, not a curated record. Gene Ontology annotation, cellular component: nucleus. Gene Ontology annotation, biological process: protein dephosphorylation. NCBI's taxonomy places the organism in Eukaryota, Metazoa, Chordata, Lepidosauria, Squamata, Elapidae.